CCGUCCCCUCAUAUCCCACUCCACCCUUACAAUAAAAAAAGCAAGCAGCAGCAGUACGGGUGACGCGCGCGCGGGGAAGCACCCAGCAGUAUGUGCGCGCCCACGGGAGGGGCCGACAGAAAAUGGCGAGUCUGUGCAAACGGCAGCAAUGCACGAUAGAGAGGCGCGGCUUUCGGCAGGAACUUGACUCCUGGAGGCACAAACUCAUUCACUGUGUAGGCUUUGAAAGCAUCCUGGAAGGCUUGUUUGGGCCGGGAGUAGUCAAAGACGUCACGCUUUUCCAAGAUUGCGAGCCUGAGGAAGUGUCCGACUGGUCUUUUGAUGAAAACUGUCUCUUCUGCUGCCUACGACGCGAGAAAGUCAAGGAGCACAGGGCUGAGGUCAGCGCCGGCAGCCAGGUGCUGUCGGAGUGCGACGACCCCAAACAGGAGCAGUCUCGGAUCAGCCGGCUGGAGAGACAGGCUGAAGACUUCCUCAAUGCUGUGUUCCACAGGAAAGAACUCCCAAGUUUCUCAGACCCUCACAUUCCUCUAGUGGCUCGUGAGAUCAUGCAGCGAAUGAUCCGCCAGUUUGCCGCCGAAUAUACCUCAAAAACUACUCAGGACGACCCGCCCCCGCCCAACGGCACCAUGAAGGACCAAAGCCUGCCGAGAGCGGCGUCUCUGGCUGCCGCCCCUUGCUCGCCGGGGCCCGCGCCCUCCUCCCCUCCAUCGUCUGCCUCCUCAUCCCCGUCCCCGGGCCUCAGCCCCCCUGCCUCUGCCACUGCCGUUUGCACCGAGAGCAGUAAUGGCACCAUUAACGGUGGUGGAGGAGGGGACGGAGCAACAGCUGCUGCCUCUGCACAGAACCCCGUCCUCAGCAAGCUUCUCAUGGCCGACCAAGACGGCCCGCUGGACCUGACCGUCAAGAAGAACCAGCCAGAGGCAGAGCCUACACAGCAGGACGGCGUCCUGGACCUCUCCACCAAGAAGACCCACAGUGCAAGCAGCCCAAAAACCAUCCCGGGCUUCUCCUCGGCACACGGGCUCAAAGGGCGUUCCUUAAAAGUGGAACAUUCCCUGCCAGAGGUGGACGAGGACGACGGCCUGCUGCAGAGAAGCUUGCAGGAUGGACUUCGAGACAAUUACAUCAGCUCCAACUCCUUCAAGCCGCCGUUGGCCCGCUCGCUGCGCAUCAAGGAGGAGCUCCUCAGCCAGAAGCACCGCCUCCUUAGCCAGCCCGCUGCUCUUUCAUUGGCCAACCUGGAGUCGGCCGGCCUCCUCAAUCAUGGCCAGUCGCACUCCUUGCUUGGCCACAAGGGUUCCUCCUCCUUCUGGGGGAGCAAGGCCCACCUUGAAAGCCUGAUGAAGCUUAAGCAGGCCAGCGGCGCUCUGAGCGGAGCCCUCGGCGACCUCAAAGACUUCCCGACGUUCCUGGAGAAUCACCACAACCACCACGGAGCCUUCUCCUUCAAGAGUUCCCUCCAUCACCACCACAAUCAAGUGUCGAAGGCCCCGCAUCACCACAACGAUGGCAAGCGAGACCAGGGCCAUUCGCCACCAGUCGACCUGAAGAUCCCCCAGGUUCGAGGCAUGGACCUCUCCUGGGACUCUCAUGCCUCUGAGCUGUAUGGCUUUGGGGCCCUUGGGGGAGCGGGUGGUGGACAUAGUGAGAAUGCCUUGAGCCGGAAGCUGAGAGCCAUCCUACCCAAGCAGAACCGGCGGGGAGGAAGUCUCGGGAGCUUGCUGGACGGGGCGGCGGACUAUUGGACCGCCGAUUUGGACCACUCCACAUCCGGUCCGGCAUACUCAACCUCCGAUGCGGAAGGGGACCCAAACUCCAAGCAGCCAAGAAAGAAGAGGGGUCGUUAUCGGCAGUACAACACCGAGAUCCUGGAGGAGGCCAUUGCCGUGGUGAUGAGCGGUAAGAUGAGCGUCUCCAAGGCCCAGAACAUGUACGGUAUCCCCCACAGCACCCUGGAGUACAAAGUCAAGGAGCGCAUGGGAACUCUGAAGAACCCUCCAAAGAAGAAACUCAAGCUGAUGAUGAAGAUGGAAGCUGUCGGCCCAGAUUUUCCCGGCGAAUCCGAGAACACGCCUGCCGUGACCCCGCGAGACGAUGCACCCCCACUGGCAGCAGCUGAGCUGAAGGACGACGUCAAAGAAGAGAUUGAACCGAUGGAUUAGACAACCACCACACGUAAAACCUCAGUCGAAAGACCUUUGAAAAACCACGGGGCUUUGUUUGUGCCAAUUUUCUUUGCAGUAUCUGGGUGAGCACAAAUGCAGGGAUAAAAACAAGAGGAUUCUUGAAGAAAAAUAACUCAUCUGAACAUUUUUAGCGCCGGAUUGGCGCUCCUGAAGCAUUUGCUUAGGUUUUCUAUCCAAAUGCAGCCAGAGACAAAAAUUGAACAAUUUAAUGAAAUUUCCUCAAGCAUGCUGAUAAUCCCUGGCCCGAAAAAACCUGGAGAACCUGAAUUGCCACUGCUUAAAAACGCAGUGCGGGCUUUCUUGGGAACAUUACAAUUUGGGCAAAUGACGAGGGGGACGCUUCAAAAUGAUCUCUUGAAACAAACGGACAAAUUAACGCCCCUCCGUCAUGGAGUCAAAUUGGCAAGUGACUCUUGGUUUUGAAACCAACUUGUACGUUUUAAUCACGCCGUCAAGAUUCUUCGUCAGGGUUGUGAAUCCAAACCCACCUGCCAGGUAGCCAUGAUGCUUUAACUGCAAAACCUUUCUUUCCUCCUUACGAUGUUUUACUGAGUUCUGUGCGGACGAAAGCCACGUUCGGAACGAGAAGACACACAAAAGUCAUUCAGGGAUGCAUGUAUGUGAGUUUUGUGAAAAAAACUACUGACUUCUAAGAUCAUUUCCUCUAUCUUUAUCUUUUCUUCUGAUUUAUUUUGCUUUCUUUUGCACUACACUUUGGGUCUGGCGCUUACGGACCAGGUUACCUCGGCAUUGUUGCCCCUCGCAUCAUGCACUUAUUAUGGUCUGUCUCACAAGCCCAGUCGCAAACUCGCAUUGGGUCAGGGGGGGCUCGCCGCCUUUGCACGCUGGUCCACAAUCAGAUCCGCAAAGGUCCUGGACCCUCCUAAUCUUAUUAUGGAUCAGCUGCUUUUAAGGUGGCGCGCUACCUCAUGGACCUCCAUCAGUGUCUCAUGGCUGAUCCUGGAAUGCUGUCGGAAUUCUCUCGGGACGGUGACCGAGGUGAUGGACUUGUACUUGACUGAGGGCUUUCCAGGAUCAGCGUGAAACUCAGCUGCUAUCCAGUUGAUGAUCCUGCUCCUAUGCUAAUGUUUUAGCCAGAUUCAGCUAACGAGUUUAGCUAGUCUCGGCUAACGACGACACUUUGCUGAUGUUUUUCUUUCCUUUUUUCUAAUCAAGUGGCUCAGCUAAUCGAGUUCCUCUCCAUCAAAUUUCAAGUUUUAAAGGCAGUUUUACUACGACAAUGUGCAUUUAUAGUGGGGUGUUUGUUUCGGGGCGGGGGGGGGGGGGGGGGUGUUCAUAUGCAGUUGGGGUGGGGUAAAGUCAGAUUUAAUAUAUUAUAAAUUAUUAUGACUGAUAAAAAGCCAAUCGUGAUUCUGGAAGGUUUCUUUUCUGCUGUUUUUUUAACUCAGGGUAACUGAGACGUGGCUUUCAAUUCCUGUAGGACAAACAAGACUAGUACUACUCAACACAAAGUAUGGCAAGAUAGCAGCUCCAUGGCUCAUGUUGAUUUUGGCAAUCAAAGUUGUUGGAGCUAACUACUACUAUCCUACCACUACAUCAUAGCACUUUUAGACAUUACGAGCUGUUGUGCAUGUAGCGUAGCUCUUCUCUGGAGGGUCACUGCGGAGCAUGCUUUAGCGUUCAGGAGGUUGUAGCUGCGACAGGAACCGCUUAUCGCCACCUGCCGGGGUGAAGUGGUUUUCAGCUAGAACACACUGACGCUCCAGAGUUAGAAACAGGCGGAAAAUGAGCAUCCAUCAGAGGACGGAGGUGGAAACACAAAAAUGCUGUUAUUGCUAUCUUCUGUUAGUGGAGCUUUUUGUUUGUCAUGUGUUUUAUUUGUUUUUGGUAAUUGUUGCUCUUUUCGGCCUGGAUGAUUCACUUCUUUAAAUGUACUGUACAUGUAUGUAUUUGAUUUGCUUUCUUCCAAAUGGCAUGCACCGCUUUGUUUUUGGCUGAUUUUGGGUUUUGGGCCAAUUGAAUAUUCAUUGUGUUGGGGAUUUCGACAGAGACAAUUCAUCGUUAUUGAAUUAGCAUUGGCGCCCCUCACUACCUGAUUCAUAUAACCUUCCCCCCACUAAAGCUUUGUCCCGCCCAUGGCCUGAUUGGCAGGCAUGCACGGCCAAUGGGAAAAGACUACCACACAGCCGGGGCUCUUCAUGCAUGAAAUGCAUCCAACACUCGAAUAAUGCUGAGCAUUUGAAGUGUCUAAAACGUUCUGAGCGUCAGGUUGGACCCGCGAAGGACGGUGCACUCGUCUGCGAGUGCGGAAAUGGAAGCACUUGUUUAGACUGCUGACGCGAUUGCGUCGCUUUGUUCCAGAAACGAAUAAGCGUCCAUUUUUAAAUCCUUUUUUUUUUUUUGGAAUGCAUGUAGCGCAUGGAUUUGUGUUAAACAAGAUUUGCAUGUAAAAAAAACCCACACACACACACAAAGUGAUUGGCACUUAUGCGCAACUUUGCAUGGAAAAACUAGCAGCACUUAGACCCCCGCCCCCCGAACCAUCUGUGAAUCAGUCGCUAAGAUGUUCCCUCUCCAGAACAUUCCACGUUCUCAUGAGCGUCCCACUUUCAGCCAAAUGUCAUCGAAUGGGGUGCAUGCCAUUUAUUUGACUUUCUAUUGAUUGUUUAUGCUCAUGUGGUUAAUGCCCCCUGCCCCCACCCCGCCCCCCUCUCCUCUUAAACAUGA
Messenger RNA from Dunckerocampus dactyliophorus (ringed pipefish), 4877 nucleotides. RefSeq names its product ligand dependent nuclear receptor corepressor (gene lcor). The record is from RefSeq and is a predicted model, not a curated record. The transcript has 7 exons. Lineage: Eukaryota; Metazoa; Chordata; Actinopteri; Syngnathiformes; Syngnathidae. Gene Ontology annotation, molecular function: DNA binding. Bases 123 to 2165 code for a protein of 680 amino acids. Gene Ontology annotation, biological process: regulation of transcription by RNA polymerase II. Gene Ontology annotation, cellular component: nucleus.